UCGCGCUUCAUCUCGGAAGCCGCCAUUGAAGAAUCCCGCAAAGAGCGCGAAUCCGCCUGGCAAAAGGCCUACGACUCCCACCAACGGCCGCCACCAAGCGACGCCUCGUACGACACGCGCACACUCUACGAGCGGCUGCAGGAGCAGCGGCGGCUCAAAGACGACACCCUUGCCGAGUCCCGCCGCUUCGCCAACCAAAUUCGCAAACUCGACCCCGAAGAAACAGAGUUUCUCGAAACCGUAGAUGACGAGGAACGCGAGAAAACCGAAACCCAGAAAAGAUCUGAAUUGGCCGCGUUGGCUGCCUUCAGGGAG
This is a messenger RNA of Kickxella alabastrina, 315 nucleotides long. RefSeq names its product NEFA-interacting nuclear protein NIP30. Lineage: Eukaryota; Fungi; Kickxellomycota; Kickxellomycetes; Kickxellales; Kickxellaceae. The annotation marks the transcript as partial. Gene Ontology annotation, cellular component: nucleus. The record is from RefSeq and is a predicted model, not a curated record. The transcript has a single exon.